UCACACCGUUUUUACGUAAUUGUUUGAUUACAUUAACAUUCUACUUUUGGUGACUACGCCGCUUCGUUCACCUGUUGAGCAAUUUCCUAGAAACGGAAUAUUUCAUAUAAAAACGUCCAUUACGACCAAAUGGAUAGCUCGCCGCAGCUGAAAAUUCGUUGGAAUAAUUUUCCAGUCACAGUUUCAUCAUCUCUUGAAGCUCUUCGAAACAAUGGUGAUCUUGUAGACACCAGUUUAUUCUGCGAGGGUCACAGAUUUUUGGCCCACAGAGUUGUUUUGUCAGCCACCAGCAAUUAUUUCAGGCAGAUAUUCAAGGAGAUAUCUUCACCCAAUGUAGCCAUUGUUCUUAGUGGUUUAAACUACCAAGAUAUUGAUGCAUUAUUGACAUUCAUCUAUUCAGGGGAGGUUUCCCUUUGUGAUGCUCAGCUACCCUCCUUUCUCAAGACUGCAGAAACCUUACAGGUUAAAGGGCUAGGACCAGAAUGCACAUCAUCAUUGAGCAGAAAAACAGAUAGCAAUAAAAAUGACACCAGCCUGCAAGAAACCCAAUUUCUAGCAGCAGCUCUACAGAAACCCCUCUCCAGCAAAAGGGUUACUCCACCCCCUCUUCUCUCUGUGUAUCCUUCGACUCCCUCAAUCACGCCAGUUACCACGACCGUUACCACAUCCGCCUCUUUACCCAGCCUCGAUUUGAGCCUGGCUAUUUCGAAUUUCGCCAGCAACGCCUCCAGUAGCAGCAGCAAUCCAUCGGAUGUAGGCCUCAAGAAACGAAAAAUGGUGGAACUUCCGGAAGGUUGUUUCAAAACGGAAAUGCCGGAAGAAAGAAAAACGGAGCAUUUGGUCAUGACCGACAUGACUCCGCCGAAUUCCAUAGCCAACGAAGAACUUGAGAGAACCGAGUCGACCCAUUCCCGCCAAGAACCUGUUCAAGAACGAGUUCCUCCACCCCGAGCGGAUCCCACACCUAGACCGUAUCAAUCCCAGUGUCGAGGUGAACGCCCCCGAAAUGCCCGAGUACCUUUUUGCCCGCACUGUGGCGAGGAUUGUCACAAUAUUUCCGUCCUCCGGUACCACGUCAAAACGACUCAUUCUGAACCGAACGGCUGCCUUUGUUGCUGUUUCUGCACUGCCAUUUUCAACCUCCAUUCAUCCGCCGAGUACAAGCAACACACGCUGGACAUUCACGGCGUCAAGUACACCUGAUCAUGCACAAUGGACAACUAAAUGUCACUGGCGGCCCUUUUAUAUUUCUCGAAACCAGAAAACAAAUAUCAACAAAGUUAAAAAAGAAAGAAGCAGAAGAAAAGAAAUUAUUAUUAUGUUUUGUUUAGUUUUUUAAAAUGUUAUUCUAUCUCAGUGAUAUACUCCUAUAGCUACUACGUAACUAGAUCAUACCAUAUUAACAGCUACUUAUACAUAUACACAUCAUACGGAUCUAAAAUAGUGAUUAAUACCUUAGUACCUGUAUCCAUUAAACUGUAUAUUUUUAACUCAAUCGGGAUCGUGGCUUACAUUUUUCUUUGGUCUGUCAAUACAUACAUAUUGAUUUAG
Messenger RNA from Daphnia pulex (common water flea), 1551 nucleotides. Its product is annotated as protein bric-a-brac 1-like. NCBI's taxonomy places the organism in Eukaryota, Metazoa, Arthropoda, Branchiopoda, Diplostraca, Daphniidae. The transcript is spliced from 4 exons. Gene Ontology annotation, cellular component: nucleus. The coding region runs from base 130 to 1203 and encodes 357 amino acids. Gene Ontology annotation, biological process: regulation of transcription by RNA polymerase II. The record is from RefSeq and is a predicted model, not a curated record. Gene Ontology annotation, molecular function: protein binding.